AUCAUCUACAACAAAUGCAAUCUCUUCUGCUCGACUCUAUGAAUAUCAUACAUGUGAGAAAUGUUCAUUUAUUAAAGUAUUUACUUUAGCCGAAUCCUCUCCAGCAAGCUGAUUGUGCGUCUUUAUUGAAGGAAACAGAAGCCAGCAAGAUGCUCUUAAAGCAGGGAUGGAAAAAGUUACACUGCAUAUGUGUAAUGCAUUUUUUUUUGUGUGAAAAUGAGAAAUUCUGCCUUUCGUUCACAUCCCUCUCUAGUGCUUUUUUUUUUUAUUGUUGUGGAAAUGUUCCGUUAAGUAGCUUUGAAGUUAUUUCCUGUUGCAAAAUACAAUCGUUUCCUGAGAGAAAUGCAAACCCACAUUUUCAGCGUGCGCAUGUACGCACAAGCGUGCGCCUCAUAAAGACGGAGGAAGGCUGCGAAGCACCAGAUCAGAAAGGUUAGAGGUUAGACAGACUGGCUGUCGGUUUUGGAAGGCAGGGUGAAAAAGAGAGAAGAAGAAAGAAAGAAAGAGACAAAAAAGAGAGAGAGAGAAAAACCAAAAUAUCUGAAGCAAAAAGCUUCCAUGAGGAGGUAUUUGAGAGGCAAGGCUGGGGAAAACUGCUGUACCUGUGCAGCUCUCUGUGCAGAAGACAAAAAGGCUCGCCUGCAGGAAGAAAGCGGAGACAAACAGAACAACGCUGGCACUUAGCAACAGAGCAAGAAGCACACUCGGAGGCAAGCAGUGAUGGAGAACCUGGCGGUCUACCAUGGACCCAUCGGCAAGGAGGAGGGCGAGAGGCGGCUGGGCCAGGACGGGAGGGACGGGUGUUACUUAGUACGUGACAGCGACUCUGUGCCAGGAGUCUUCUGCCUGUGUGUGCUGUGCAAGGGAUUCGUCUACACGUACAGACUCCACAAGGACGAGGCGGGCUCGUGGGCUGCAGAAACAAGCCCCGGCGUGCCGAAGCGCUACUUCCGGCAAAUCAAGAACCUGAUAGCAGCCUUCCAGAAGCGGGGACAGGGACUUGCCAUGCCUCUGCUCUACCCCGUGACGGCUCAGAGGCGGGCGCAGACGCACACGGAGCCCCAGACGCCCGGUAACGGCCUCUCGCCGACGCUCGGCACCCACAGCCCCCGUCUGCAGCAGCCGACGACGCCCGGCGCUCGGGACCGGAAAAACGGCAGCAAGAAGGAGGUGGCACAAGCUUUUGGUUAGAGGGAGGAAAAAAAAAAAAAAAAAGCACUCAACACGCACCUAAUUAUGAACUUCUUUGCAUGAUACCCACUGUUUGUACUCUCCAAACUUUUUUUUUUUUUU
Molecule: messenger RNA, 1293 nt
Organism: Fundulus heteroclitus (mummichog)
Lineage: Eukaryota; Metazoa; Chordata; Actinopteri; Cyprinodontiformes; Fundulidae
Gene: sh2d1ab
Product: SH2 domain containing 1A duplicate b
Exons: 3
Coding region: 721-1191 (156 amino acids)
Source: RefSeq, a predicted model, not a curated record